Molecule: messenger RNA, 1287 nt
Organism: Malassezia japonica
Lineage: Eukaryota; Fungi; Basidiomycota; Malasseziomycetes; Malasseziales; Malasseziaceae
Gene: arc1
Product: ARP2/3 actin-organizing complex subunit Sop2
Exons: 1
Coding region: 1-1287 (428 amino acids)
Biological process (GO): Arp2/3 complex-mediated actin nucleation
Cellular component (GO): actin cytoskeleton; Arp2/3 protein complex
Molecular function (GO): actin filament binding
Source: RefSeq, a predicted model, not a curated record
AUGUCUCUGCAAGUGCACCAGCUUUCGUACAGCCCUCUGACGGCACACGCAUUCAAUGCGGACCGCAGCAAGGUGGCUGUGUCGCCGAACACGAAUGAAAUUUACAUCUACGCCCAGACCCCGUCGGGAUGGGUGCUCGAGCACACCCUCGCCGAACACGAUAAACUGGUGACGGGCCUCGACUGGGCGCCAAAGACGAACCGGAUCGUGAGCUGCUCGCAGGACCGCAAUGCGUAUGUAUGGUCGCUGGGCGACGGCGGCGUGUGGAAGCCCACGCUCGUCCUCCUGCGCCUCACGCGCAGCGCCACGUUUGUGCGCUGGAGCCCGAACGAGGACAAGUUUGCGGUGGCCUCGAGCGCACGCACGAUCUCCGUGUGCUCGUUCGAGGAGGACAACGACUGGUGGGUGGCCAAGCACAUCAAGCGGCCGCUGCGCUCGACCGUCUCGUCGCUCGACUGGCACCCGAACAAUGUCCUGCUCGCCGCGGGCUGUGCCGACUUCCAUGCGCGCGUCUUUAGUGCGUACAUCAAGGGCGUAGACGCCAAGCCGCCGCCGAGCGUGUGGGGCGAGCGCCUGCCGUUUGGUACGGUCUGUGGCGAGUUUGCUACGCCGUCGAGCGGAUGGGUGCACGGCGUCGCAUUCAGCCCCAGCGGCGACGUGCUCGCGUUUGUCGGCCACGAUGCGUCGCUCACGAUCGCGUACCCCUCUGCACCGGAGCACCCCCCGCAUGCGGUGCACGUCGUGCGCCUGCCGAGCCUGCCAUACGUCACACUGCUCUUCCUCAACGAGAAUGCGCUCGUGGCCGCGGGGCAGGACUGCCAGCCGAUCGUUUUUGAGGGCGACUGGCAGAACGGCUGGUCGCUUAAGCGCUCGCUCGAUACGCUCGGCGCGGCGGCGAGCAAGCCCAAGCCGCCGCCGCCGCCGCCCAAGGCCGCCGGCCUCUCGUCGGGCGGCACGAGCAGCGUCGGCCGCCUGAACAACGAGGCCUUUGCGCGCUUCCGCGCGGCCGACUCGCGCGGCACAGCGGCGCCCCCGCCGCCGAGUGGCGACGUGAUUUCACCGCAAGCGCUCGGUGCGGUGGCCGGCGCGAGCAUCGCCGACGACGGCGAGCUGCACACGACGCACCAAAACACCAUCACGAGCGUGCGCAUCUACAGCGGCACGCCCGACCAGGUCCAGUCGGUGAGCACGAGCGGCGUCGACGGUCGCCUGUGUGUCUUUGAUGCAAACAAGGGCUCGACGGCCCUGCCGCCGAUUCUGCGCGGCGUGUCGAGCUCGCAAGUAUAG